GAGAAACCCAUGCAACAACCCUAUACUAUCCUUUUGCUGCAGACAAGGCAGUAAACCUUGUUUCCUCGAUGCUGGCCCUGUACUGCCAUGGAUCCUGCUCCAGCAAACUGAUCUCAGUGCUCUGAGAUUGCUCCUGAUUUGCAGUAAGCUGCCUGCAAGGGAACUUCUUCCCAACUCCUCCGCUCCAUAGUGAUGCUGUGCCUUUACAGUUUGAGGUUCUGUACCCCUCAGUGAUUUAUUACUGUCUAUGAGGUGAGUGGGGUCUUUGUGUUAGCCUUAGUAAUGCCUGUACUUCAGAUGUUAAACGACUUUCAAACUCGGUCUCAGUUGAGGAGUUGGAAAAGGAUGUAAUGGGACCCCAAACAACAUAAAGAACAACAUAAAGAUUUUGUGCCUAUUUAUUAGUUAAUAAAUUCUGUUAAUAAUUGCAGUUCUAAUUAAACAAAUACUAAAGUAUGUAAACUUAACAGUAUAAUUUAGAUAUAGCCAAUGCAGACUUUGCAGUGUAAUGUCUCAAAGCUGAGAACAGCACCAACAAGGCUGUAAAGGCUGCACCAAGGAAGGGAAGGAGGCUCAGCCUUCAUUCCUGCGUGUGUGAAGGGUUUUCCUAUGGGAGUUAUUUGUUGCAAUGGAUCCCAGCCAUAUCUUUUCACAUCCAGAAGUGGUCUGGGAGUUGAUGCUCUCUGCUCCCUUUCUUGCCCCUUCCAGGACUCCUCCUUGGCAGCACAGGGGUUAUUUGCCAGGUACUCAGGCACAGGUGUUUGACCUGCUGAGAUGAAAAGCAAAUGCAAAGAAAUCUGGACAGUGCUGUUAGCUUCUCCAUGGCAUUUGAUGAAAGCAAAUGGGCAAAAUCCUCUCGAGUCUCUCAGUGGCCAGGAUUUCCAGUUAUUUACAGGAAAUGAUUUUCCCUAAAGCCACUGUAAUUGAUUCUUUAGGUGUUAUGGAAUAACGUGGAAAGAAAGAAAUGAAUAUGAAAGUGACACAGAGAUUGAGAAAUCUGAGGAGAUCAGGGAUGUUUUGCAAUGGGGUGAAAUGCAGAGUCAUAUUAGAGCUGCGGGGGCUUGUUGGCAGGUAUACCUAGCAUUACUAAGCCAGAUGGAGGCACGGGGACCAAGGAGAUUCCCCUGGGGCUAUGGUUUAUAUUGGACAACACUACAUAUUCUCUUGGAGUGUUCUCACUUCUCCCAUGAAGAUGUACGGCGCGGGCAAGAUUUAAAGCAGGUCAUUGAGAAGGGUGGAGUGAACUAUAAGGAGGCAGAGCCCACUUCAGUGAGACCUCCUCCCUCCCAUCACUGCGGGAUCCUCCACUUCCCCUGGCAGCAAAGCAGGCGCCUUCGCAGGAGAACCGAGAGCUUCCCAGGCACCUCUGGCCGUGCAGGAGCGGACAUGACGACAGGAAGGAUCUGCUGCCUGGUGCUGCUGACCCUCGGGGUGCUGGCGGUGGUGGUUGUGCUCCUGGUCACCCUGACUCAACCCAAGUGUGCUCCUCAGCAGUACCUGCACGGCGCUGUGGCUGCUGACACCGAGACCUGCUCUAACAUCGGCCGGGACAUCCUGAAAAGAGGGGGCUCAGCUGUGGAUGCUGCCAUUGCUGGUUUGAUCUGCACGUCGGUGAUGAACCCUCAGAGUUCAGGCCUGGGUGGCGGAGUCGUAUUUACAAUCUAUAAUGCAAGCACAGGAACAGUCGAGGUGAUCAAUGCCCGUGAAACAGCUCCCCAAGGCAUUCCUAGUGAUCUGUUGUCUGGCUGUACUAGUUUACACAUCGGUCCCAAAUGGAUUGCUGUACCAGGAGAAAUUCGUGGGUAUGAAGAAGCCCAUAAGCGAUACGGCCGCUUGCCAUGGAAAUCCCUGUUUGAACCAACCAUCAAGCUCCUUUCAGACCCACUGGUUGUUUCCCCAGUUAUGGACAAAAUAAUCAAUCACCAAAACUUCUCCCACGUGGGACGAAACCUGUGCCCAUUGAUUUGUGAUGGUCAAAGGUUUUUGACACGUGGAAAGACCUUCAGGUGGCCAGCACUGCAGAAGACGCUGAAAAUCUUGGCAGAAAGUGGAGCUACAGCAUUUUAUGAGGGAGAGAUAGGAAAGGCCCUGGUGGAAGACAUUAAGAAAGUUGGGUCUGUUAUCACAAUGGAGGACCUUAAGGCAUACAAAGCAGAAGUAUCCUCAGCUCUGAACAUUACCCUGAACAAAAACAUCACAGUGUUUUCUCCUCCUCCACCCAUGGGAGGUGCUGUGCUCCUGUUCAUCCUCAAGAUCCUGGAAGAGUAUAAAUUCCAUCAGGCAUCCUUGGCAACACCAAAAGAAAAGGGAGAAACCUACCAUCUCAUUGCAGAGGUCUUGAAGUUUGGCAAUAUGCUAAAACCAGAGAUGAAAGACCCAACCUUCUCUGAAGCUAAGGCAGUUGUGGCAAUGAUGCUGUGUAACAAGACUGCUGAGCGUGUCAGAAGCAAAAUAGAUGCCCGUGGUGACCAUCCAGUCGACCAUUAUAACUUCUCGAAGUUUCUCUCCAACUGCAACUAUGAAAGUAAAGGCACAAGCCACAUCUCUGUGCUCGCUGCAGAUGGCAGUGCUGUGUCCGCCACCAGCACCAUCAACUUCCCGUUUGGCUCCUUCGUUUAUUCCAACCAGACUGGGAUCAUUUUGAAUAAUGAACUUGCUGAUUUCUGCACAGGAAAGAGUAGUAUUCGCGCCGGAGAGAGGCCUCCCUCAGCAAUGGUGCCUUCUAUCCUCAUCUCCAAGUCAGGAGACAUGCUGGUGAUUGGAGGGGCAGGUGGGGACUGGAUUAUCAGUGCUACUGCUAUGGCCAUUAUAAACAAGCUGUGGUUUGGUUAUGACUUGGAACGUGCCAUUUCAUCUCCCAUCAUGCAUACCAACAAAGACAGUAUCCUGUUUGAGGAACACUUCAGUCAGGAUGUUAGGAACAGCCUGCUGAAAAGAGGACACAAAGAACAGAAAGUUGAAUUCUCAAUGAAUGUCGUGCAGGGAGUUUCCAAGGAAGGAAAAUGCAUCUCUGCUUACUCUGAUAAAAGGAAGCUGGGGAAAUCAGCUGGGUAUUAGCAUGAAAUGCCAUCACAACGUCUCUAUGCUAGUCAAAACCACAGGAGAUAACUAGAUUCAGAUUCGUGCAUCUUCCACUGCUGCUGGAGAGCCUCAGUUAAGAACAGAAUUGGUUUCUUUCAGGCUGUUGCCAUGAUAAGCUUCUUAUUACCGGGGCUCAGCAAUGUGAAGUAACUGAGUAACUGUAAGAAACGUCUAAUAUAAUGUAUACGAUUACAUUUGGGCUUCCAAGGUGGGUUUGGAAAGAGAAGAAAGCAAAACUUUGUGUUCUACCUCUUGUUUUUCCCAUCCUAAGGAGCCCUACUUUUCCCAAAGAAUGGCAGAAAAAAGCAGUGCACCAUAGCACUAGCUUGCUGCCAAGCAUGUUCUCUACUUUGAAGACAUAAUGGAAACCAUAAGCUGAAGCCUUAUUCAACCCUGCCUACUGGUCACCUGAAGUCUGAACCUUCUAUGGGGCAAUGUGAAGUUGCUACUCCUGGGAGGGAGAGGCCUCAGCUUCGCUCCUUGAUGACACCUCUCCCUGCAGUAGGAGAGUCCCCAUCUAUGCCUAGUCCCCAUCUAUGUUCUUCCUCCUCAGUGCCUGCAGAAGAUAAGUAGUUUGGGAAGGCAGGUGAAGAUAGAAGUUGAAGAAACACUGUAUUGCUUUUGAAGCUUUACAACUUUCUUCAAAAUGUAAAGGAUAUAUAAUCAGAAGACUUAUUUUGUAGGCAUGAGCUUCUGGCCAGGCGAACACCAAGACUGCUGAAAAGUGCUGAUGCAGUUUUACAUGCUCUAAUUCUCUGUAUACCACAACUAGUCUCAGUGUUCCCUAAAGAUGACAAGAAUGAAAUUGCAUGACUGUUUGGGAGCUUCUGGAGGAGAGACCUGAACCCAUUCAUCUGGACACACGAGGUCCUUCACCAUUACUCCGUAACCUUGCCCUGCUUAGGAUGGCCAAAGGAAUCUAAUGUUAAAACAAGUAUAAACAUCUCACAACACACUUCUCAAAUAACCAACAACUUCCGUUUUCUGAAAGCUCGUGAAUUUUACUUUCCUAUGGAUGCAGACAGUAUUGUAUGAGUGUUUCUGACAGCAAAGCUAAACCAGGUAGGCACUAGCAGAGCCCCUUCUCCUCCCCCCAUGAUAACUGUCACCUCCCACACAACCCUUGGUAUUUCAACUACACAAACAACAACAAAAAAACCUUCCUCUGUAGCCACCAUACCAAGUAUUUGAGCACAGACAAUUAAAGCAAACCCAAACCAGACCAGCCACAUGCACUGCUGUAAGCAAAGCGAGGUGAGGAAUGAGUCUACAUUCUUCUGAACAAAUUUUUGUCAGUAAGUCAUUGACUCGUUGAAAUCUUGGCCUUCAGAUGAAUUUUAAUGAGUGAAGCUGCCUGGAUCCAGACAGAGUAGCCAGACUGGAUCCUGGCUUUAGCAAGAUCUGCAGUUAUUUCUAGCUAUAGACCAACUGCUUGGAGCUUACAGAAAUGCACCCAAAAUGGCACUGGCUAAAGGCAGUUCUUGCUUUGCUAUUAAGCCAUGCCAAAUCACGUCUCACUUCCAGAAACACCAAGCCACAAAGCAACUGAUCCUCCUAAUUCCCUUCACUUCUUAUGUACCAAAGGGUAAAGCACACCUCAGUUAUCCAGCCAAUGCCUCGUAUCGCCUUUCCAGUUACACUGCCAUCACUGCUACGUCUCACAGUGAAGCCAUGGGAAUAUUAUCUGCAGACCUGCACUCACUGCAAUUUAAAUGCUUUGCUAUUAACAUUGAAACUGAGCCAAUUAAGUAAGUUUAGAACCUAUCACAGAUUUCAUUUGCAAGACAGAAAUGAAUGCAUGCAGAUCGCUCACUGUGGCAGUCCUGCAUCCCUCAGUGACAAACAAAACACCUUGAGAAGCUGAGGUCUGUACCUCCUUCUGGCCCUGCCACCUCCUCAGUGCUGCAGAAACUCAGAGCAUCCCAGGUUCGUCCCUCCCCAUUCAUGCUGAUGCCAACAGAAGAGCAUUAUUUUUAUAACUAGUCGACUUACAUGGACUUUUAAAGCACUGCUGUACAUAGGCUGCUCUGUUUUCUAACAAAGUCUUCUUUAAAUUAUAUUUUUAAUAAAGUGUUUUUAAACAAA
Molecule: messenger RNA, 5166 nt
Organism: Gallus gallus (chicken)
Lineage: Eukaryota; Metazoa; Chordata; Aves; Galliformes; Phasianidae
Gene: GGT5
Product: gamma-glutamyltransferase 5
Exons: 14
Coding region: 1033-3057 (674 amino acids)
Biological process (GO): glutathione catabolic process; inflammatory response; leukotriene D4 biosynthetic process
Cellular component (GO): plasma membrane
Molecular function (GO): leukotriene-C(4) hydrolase activity; glutathione gamma-glutamate hydrolase
Source: RefSeq, a predicted model, not a curated record